Messenger RNA from Lasiosphaeria miniovina, 426 nucleotides. Its product is annotated as cytochrome c oxidase assembly protein PET191-domain-containing protein. Lineage: Eukaryota; Fungi; Ascomycota; Sordariomycetes; Sordariales; Lasiosphaeriaceae. The record is from RefSeq and is a predicted model, not a curated record. Bases 1 to 426 code for a protein of 141 amino acids. Gene Ontology annotation, cellular component: mitochondrion. Gene Ontology annotation, biological process: mitochondrial respiratory chain complex IV assembly. The transcript has 2 exons.
AUGCCGAGCUCAUGUAAGGAGAUCCGAGCGGCGCUGGCGCAGUGCCUCCAGGAGUCCGAGUGCGUCAUGGUGCAGCGACACUCGGCGGCCGACUGCUUGCGGCCGCCGCUAGUCGACGAGCUGCCGACCAAGUGCCAGCAGCUCAAGCGCGGGUUCGGCGAGUGCCGGAGGGGCAUGGUCGACAUGCGCAAGCGCUUCCGCGGGAACCAGCCUGUCACCUUCCGCCAGCUGCAGGACGCCGACAACACGGGCGACGGAUACCAGCUCUACGCCGGCAAGUCGGCCUUUGCCGGCGGCCGCGGCGUCACCGACGGCUCCGGCAUGGCCCCGCCCGACUGGAGGGAGGUCGAAGCCGAGAAGGAGCGCGCUGCUACGGCGGCUGCUGCGGCUGCGGCUGCGGCUGCCAGCAAGGGGACCAAGCCAUGA